Molecule: messenger RNA, 1062 nt
Organism: Lactuca saligna
Lineage: Eukaryota; Viridiplantae; Streptophyta; Magnoliopsida; Asterales; Asteraceae
Source: the annotation of a GenBank genome assembly
AUGGCGGCUUACAAUUUCCACCGGGAAACACUGGAAGAAACAGCCAACGCCACCGAAGCGGAAUUCUGCUCAAUCAACUGUGUUUCACUACAAAACCCCACCGGCGGUUGCGUAGCCAAAUGCGCUUCCAUCUGUCCGUACUUGUGUAACAUCAGUGACUCAUCUCCGCCACCACAAUCUCCACCGCCGUUGCCCACCGGCGGUUUUAUCCUCAGUACACCAACCCCAAAACACCACCACUCACCACUUAGUCUCCCCCUCAAGAUCUCCCUUGUAAUCCUUGUUGUCACCUUCUCUUUGUUCCUUCUUUACACCCUCUACAAAUUCUACACCGUCUGGUACCGGUCAAGACGCCGCCGCUCGCCGCCGCCAUCACCGGAGAAUCAAGAAACCCGUGAUGAAUUUCUUGAUCACGAUGUACUUGAUCACCCCAUAUGGUACAUCAGAACUGUUGGUCUUCAACCAUCCGUGAUCAGUGCUAUUACUGUCGUGAAAUACAGUAAAACCGACGGCCUCAUCGAAGAUACGAAUUGCUCUGUUUGUUUGAGCGAAUUUCAAGAAGAUGAGACGCUUAGAUUAUUACCCAAAUGUAAUCAUGCUUUCCACAUAUCUUGUAUUGAUACAUGGCUCAGAUCACACACAAAUUGCCCUUUGUGUCGAGCCGGAAUUGUGAAGAACACUCCAAAUUCUUCUUCGGACCAAAACUUGGAUGAUUCGGGUCGCACCGAAGAAACCCAAUUGGCGAUUUCGAUCCCAGAAGAAGUUAAUGGAGAAGAAAGACAAAGUGAAGUAGAUCGUGAGAGUAUUGAAUUGAGAACCGGUGUUGUAGAUGAAGAAGAAAAGGGAGAAAUGAUCGGUGGAAGUGGAACUAGUGAUUUCUUGAUCAUGAGAAGGUCAGUUUCUUUGGAUGAUUAUGCAGCCUGUAGGAUUAGAUCUGAUGUACGUAAUAAUUAUUACUCCGAUCGCCAUGAAGUUCAAAUUCAAUCCGUCAAUGGUGAUUUGGGAUUCGAGUUGAUUAAAGUCGAACAAACAGCAAACAAUCGCUCCACGGAAGAAAAUUAG